CCUUCGGUGCCGACGACGAUUUGGGGUUUAAAUUCACGGAGGAUUUUGUAGGAUUCGAAAGUGGAUUGAAUUAAGCGGAGAGGGAAUUUGAGGAAAGAGGUGAAACAGAGGAAUGGUCGGGACGAUGAUGAUCCGACGGUGGAGAUGGCUGAGAAAUCGAAUCCGGUGGAAGGAACCUUCGUGCUCUCCAUACUGUUUGGGAAUCCGAUGAAGAGGAUCCGAGCAAAUAGAGGAUUGUUGAAGACCAUGGAGGAAGAGUUUUCUCGUCCACCGAUUAAUCAUGAUGAUCUUCCUAGUGAUGCAAAAGGUGACAGAAGACCAACUUCUGAGAGAGGAUCGUGGAGAAGUUCAAGAGAUCAGAGUAACCGAAGUGGUGGAGAUGAUGACAAAUCACAGCAUCAGCAGGUAUUGAAAAGAGACAUACCAUGGGAGACUUACAUGACAACUAAGCUGAUUUCAGCAACAGGUCUCCAGCAUUUAAGGCGCUACGAUAAAAAACCCGAAAGUGCAAGGGCACAGUUGCUGGAUGAAGAUGGUCCAGCUUAUGUUCAUCUGUUUGUUAGCAUCUUACGUGAUAUGUUCAAGGAAGAAACAGUUGAAUAUGUUUUGGCUUUGAUUUAUGAAAUGCUCUCAGAAAACCCAACACGAGCUCGUUUAUUCCAUGAUAAAUCUUUGGUACAUGAGGAUACUUACGAGCCUUUCUUGAGGUUGCUGUGGAAGGGAAAUUGGUUCAUUCAAGAAAAAAGCUGCAAGAUCCUUGCCUGGAUAAUAAGUGCUAGGCCAAAAGCUGGUACUGAUGCUAUUGCUAAUGGAGAAGCUUCGGGUUCAAAGAAACAGAUUACUACAAUUGAUGAUGUUCUCAAGGGUUUGGUGGAGUGGCUUUGUGCUCAGUUGAAGCAACCUUCUCAUCCUACGCGUGGUGUUCCAAUUGCAAUCAGCUGUCUGUCGUCACUCCUUAAGGAACCUGUUGUCAGAUCGUCGUUUGUUCAGGCAGAUGGGGUUAAGUUACUUGUCCCUUUAAUCUCCCCAGCAUCCACUCAGCAGUCUAUCCAGCUUCUGUAUGAAACAUGUCUGUGUGUGUGGCUUCUGUCAUAUUAUGAACCCGCAAUAGAGUACUUGGCAACAUCUAGGACAAUGCAAAGGCUCACAGAAGUGGUUAAAAGCUCGACUAAGGAAAAGGUUGUGAGGGUUGUCAUAUUGACAUUCAGGAACUUACUUCCUAAAGGUACAUUUGGUGCUCAGAUGGUUGAUCUUGGACUACCGCAUAUUAUCCACAGUCUAAAAACACAAGCAUGGAGUGACGAGGACUUGCUGGAUGCAUUGAACCAACUAGAAGAAGGGCUAAAAGACAAGAUCAGGAAAUUGAGUUCCUGUGACAAGUAUAAGCAAGAGGUUCUUCUUGGCCAUCUUGAUUGGAACCCAAUGCACAAAGAGGCCAAUUUCUGGCGUGAGAAUGUCACAAGCUUUGAGGAAAAUGACUUCCAGAUACUCAGGGUCCUCCUCACGAUCCUUGACACGUCAAAUGAUCCAAGAUCGUUGGCGGUGGCAUGCUUUGAUCUAUCACAGUUCAUACAGUACCAUGCAGCGGGGAGAGUGAUCGUAACAGACCUCAAGGCGAAAGAACGAGUGAUGAAACUGAUGAACCACGAGAACGCCGAGGUCACCAAGAACGCCCUCUUGUGCAUCCAGAGGCUUCUCCUGGGUGCGAAGUACGCUAGCUUCUUGCAAGCUUGAUGGAAACUUUGCAUGUUUCUAUAAUAUGGAAAGUAACCAAAACACACACAGAUUGUGUCCAAACAAAAACUGCAUCAUCUGUUUAUAUUAUUUGUCCUGGAAAAUAUCUGCUCUGCUAUUGUAUGCUUAAAUAGAUUAUUUCUGGGUUGUUUUUUUCCCUUCUUAUGUAUUUAUAUUCAAUAAAAAGAGGCUCCUUUG
Molecule: messenger RNA, 1932 nt
Organism: Arabidopsis arenosa
Lineage: Eukaryota; Viridiplantae; Streptophyta; Magnoliopsida; Brassicales; Brassicaceae
Source: the annotation of a GenBank genome assembly